UCUGCAUUUUUCGUUGUGGAAAAAAGUGAAGGAAAAAAAAACUCCAGAACGAAAACUGAUGGUGAUGGUGAAUAAUCUCUGCGUCAGCGAGAGAAAAAGUGAAAAUUCAUUAAAAUUUGCCAAAAGAAAAUCGAUUUUGCCAACGGGAAGUGCUCAGUGAAUAAUAAGGCUCGCGGAAAACCAGUGCUGGUGGUGCUUGUGUUUGUGCUUGAACGCUAGACGGGCCGUGACCGGAACCGACGACACGGCAAGAUGUGGUCUUUCUUCUCACGGGACUCGGCCAAAGAUUUCCCGUACGAGAUCGGGGAACCAGUGCAGCAGUUCGAUUCGCGCAGUAUCUGGUCGCUGCACCGGGGCAAACGGAAAGGCGGAAGCAAUGAGGAAGUGUCCGUGUUUGUGUACGACAUCAAGAACGGGACGGAUGUGAAGUUGGAACUGGCCAAGGCCGCCGUGAAGCGACUGAAAACGCUGCGCCACCCGAGCAUUCUGCAGUUUCUGGACAGUCUCGAGACCGACAAGGUGCUGUACGUGGCGACGGAACAGGUGGAACCGCUGGGUACGCACUUUGAGAAACAGGCCGGCGAAGGACCCCAGCGGGAGCUGUACAUGGCAUGGGGAAUUUUCCAAAUUACGCGUGCACUAUCAUUCCUGAACAACGACGGUAACCUGCGCCACAACAAUGUCUCAGUGUGGUCCGUAUUCGUAAAUGCCAGCGGCGAAUGGAAGCUGGGUGGAUUGGAGUACGUCUCAUCGACGGAUGUGGCGUCAGCGCCGCCCAUAAAAAUACCGCCAGCAUUGGAGAUCUACGACCCGCCGGAGAAGAACGAUGCCAGCAAGCUGAAAAGCAUGACCAAAUGUUCCACCGACAUGUGGGGCCUGGGAUGUCUGGUGUGGGAAGCCUUCAACGGACCGCUGAGGGCUCGGGGCAACCUGAAGGAUCUGGCGGGUAUUCCAAAAUCCCUGGCACCACUAUACUGCGAGCUGGUGGGAGCCUCUCCGGCCAGCCGACCCAAUCCGGCCGAUGUGAUUACCAAGUGUCGCAAGCCCGGGGGCUUCUUCAAAAACGAACUGGUCGACACGUUGCUCUUCCUGGAGGAGAUCCAGAUCAAGGACAAGGCGGAGAAGAAUCGAUUCUUCAGUUCCCUGACGCCGCAGUUGGACAGUUUUCCCGAUAAUGUGUGCAAGAAUAAAAUUCUUCCGCAGCUCAUAACGGCCUACGAAUAUGGUGAUGCGGGUUCGGCGGUGCUUGCUCCCAUGUUCAAACUCGGGCGGCUACUCGACGAAAUCGAGUACCAGAAACGGAUAGUGCCAUGCGUAGUCAAGCUGUUCGCAUCGACCGAUCGUGUAACGCGGUCCCGACUGCUGCAACAGCUGGAACUGUUUAUCAAUCACCUGCAGACGGGGGUGGUCAACGAUCAGAUCUUUCCCCAGAUUGCUCACGGUUUUCUCGAUACCAAUCCAACGAUUAGGGAACAGACGGUUAAGUCAAUCAUACAUCUGGCGCCAAAGCUGAACUACAACAAUUUGAACGUCGAGGUUUUACGACACUUUGCACGGUUACAAUCACGGGACGAUCAAGGAGGAAUUCGCACCAACACCACUGUUUGCUUGGGGAAAAUUGCCCCGCAUUUGCAUCCGCAGGUCCGGCAACGGGUGCUGGUGUCGGCCUUCAUACGGGCGAUGCGCGAUCCCUUCCCGCCGGCUCGGGUGGCAGGAAUCCUAGCCCUGGCGGCUACCCAGCAAUAUUUCCUCCUGAACGAAGUUGCCAACCGGAUUCUGCCUGCCCUGUGUCCGCUGACGGCCGAUCCGGAAAAGACGGUCCGCGAUCCGGCCUUCAAGACGAUACGGGGUUUCCUCGGCAAGCUGGAGAAGGUCAGCGAAGAUCCUAGUCUACGGGAGAGCAUGGAGGCGGACGUCCAUACGGCGACACCAUCGCUCGGCAAUGCCGCGGCCACUUGGGCCGGCUGGGCAGUGACGGCCGUCACGGCCAAGUUCUACCGAAGUCAAAGUGACACGGCACGACCGCGGCCACCACUAACCGGUAAAAAUUUGAGUAAACCUGCUUCGCUGGAACAACCAUCCAGUAGUAGUAUUUCAACGACAACCAGCAGCGUCACGUCGAUGACCUCGCUGGAGCAUGAAAGCGCAGACACAUCAGCAUCGGCCAGUGACUACGGUGCGGAUAAUUGGGACCAGGAGAACUGGGGCGAUAUGGAUACAUCCCAAGAUCCUAGUAGUCCUAUGGCCGGUACAUCGAAUCCGCUCUCCGCUAGUCUCAAUAUGAUCGGUAGUGUGAACGACGCUCGAGACGGGUGGGACAACGAAGACUGGGGUAGUUUGGAGGAAGAACCGAACGAAGAUCUGGACGAGAAAGACGAAGACGAGCACAUGCGAACGCAACCGCCGUCGAGGACUCCCAACCAACCAUCGACGGCAAAUGCGUCACCUGCGACAAACUCCAGCAGAGCUGCCUCCACGUCCGCCGCUUCCUCCGCACUGUCCAGUAGUAGUAACAAUACCAACAACAAUCUACCAAACCAUCACACCACCAGUAGUCCGAGCAAGAUGCUGGCCCUCAAAAAUAUGACCAACAUCAUCAACAGCACGACCAACAAUUCCAACUCGAACUGGAACACCAGCACCGGCGACGGCUGGAACGAUGGCGAUUUCGAGCCGAUCGACGAACCCAACACAGGCACUUCCAAACUGGACGAAGCCCGACGGAAGCGGGAGGAGAAGAAAAUGCAACGUCAACGGGAACUGGAAGCGCGGCGUGCUGCGCGAGGUGCCGGCGGGACCGGUGGUCCCAGCAGCGGUCCGAUGAAGUUGGGAGCGAAAAAGAUACAGCUCGAUUGAGUAAGCGAAACCGGCGGUGACGACGAUGACGACGACGACGACGACUACGACUAGGAGUCAGGUGAGACGAGGAUUGUAAGAUUUUGGUCGUCGGCGAUAUCAACACGACGACGUUUAUUGGAAUUUGUCACUGUCGGAGACGUGAGUAUAAUCUACACGUACUUUAACUAUAAGCAGAUUUAUGGUGCAAUCAAGCGUAUGGCCGCCUUUUGGAACGACACUCUCUAAUAAAAAAAAACAAGGGAGGAAAUUUUCGCGAUUUGGGAUUUAGGAAAAAAAAACAUUCCAUCAAACACAGGGACGUGCGCCGGGAAGAAGCGAGAAGCGACAGCGAGGGAAUGGAAAUGAAAACAGGGUUUGAGAGGAGUCAGAUUUUUUCGCACCUUUCGGAGGGCAUUGUCAUUUAUCUUGUAUUAGCUUUAAACUAGAGAAUUAUACGAAUUUAGAGACUUUUUCCUAUAACAAAAAAAAAAUGAUCUUAAAAGUGACCGCGUUAUUUCCGACGUGUGUCGGAUGUCGCCGCCGGCAUUCCCGCGAAUGCAAGUCUUGUACCUACUAUUUCUGAAUGUGAAAUUCGCGGAAUCGAAAAAUAAGAACAGAACAGAUGAUACACACACACAAUUUGACUUCUAUUAUAGAUAGGCAUGAAUCUUAAUUACCAAUAGAUAGUGAGAAAUUUAUUGAAACUAAUUGCACCCUAAUAGAGAGUUUAAACGUCACAGACAUACAAACACGCAUGCCAAAGUCCACGCGUAGCAGCCUCCGGUGUAAUUUUCGCUGUUUUCCAUCCGCAAUGUGGUCGGAAGCGGAACACGGCAGCGGCAGGGUUUGACAGUUGUCGCACCGGAGUCGAUUCGGAGACUUACUCAGAGCAGGCUUAUUCGCUGCCGCUGCCGUUCCGCUUUCGCUAUCAUUGCGUUCGGGCCUUUAAGAAUCAUUUUUUUUUUCGGUACAGUAGGUGUGAUUAUUUCAUAGAUGGCUACGCUUUAAUAACAGCAUAUCUUUUCAAUGUGAAUCUUCUUUUUCUUCAUUUUUUAGAGUGUACAAAUCAUUCGGAAAACUAUAAUUUCUUCUGUUUCAUUUCAUGUGCAAUGAUGGUAAAGCAGUGCAUUAUCUGGAAGUCUCUUGACCUUCCAAACUAUAUCUAGACAUUAAUGUAAUGGUGAUAAGCUCCAACUCGGAUUAAAGUUUAAUACCGUUCCUGUUUGGAUGAUCUGAAAAAUAUUUGCUAACACGACUCUAUGUUGAUUAACUCUGAUGUCGACAUAAAAGCAGCCGGACAUUCUUGAUCGGGAUUUAAUCCGAGGAUAAUACCGGUUGGAGCUCACCACCACAAGACAUUAUUUGAGCUUCGCCGCCUUAAGGUUUUUUUUUAAUCUUGCUGUGAAAAUAUGCAAUUGAACUUGCUCUGGACGCAGUCAACAUUUUCUUAGACGUCAUUAGAAGUUGUCAGAGGUUCUACUGGAUCGUGCACGUGGAAGUGCUUUAAACAUCCAGAAAGCCACUGAACAUUGUGAAACUUCUCCAGCAAGCUAUAUUAUCAUCAGCGCCACCACCACUGCUCUUACAUUUUAACGAUGUCCUCAUCACAUUCCAUAAGAGUAGUGUAUUAGAGAAAGAGGGAUAUAGUAACAAAUUAUCACUAUCAUACCUGUUUUCUCUAACAUGGGAGUUGAUCCACCGACGACCCGGCAAGACAGCUACAUUCAAAUUCAAAUCCCUGUUCAUAAAUUUUUCCUGGAUCUCGUAGAACUUCGAUGAAGAUCUUCAAACUUUCCUGGUGUUCUUCGAACUUCUUUGAAGUUCACAGAACGUCUCUGAAUU
Molecule: messenger RNA, 4680 nt
Organism: Ochlerotatus camptorhynchus
Lineage: Eukaryota; Metazoa; Arthropoda; Insecta; Diptera; Culicidae
Gene: yata
Product: N-terminal kinase-like protein yata
Exons: 11
Coding region: 253-2856 (867 amino acids)
Biological process (GO): protein phosphorylation
Molecular function (GO): ATP binding; protein kinase activity
Source: RefSeq, a predicted model, not a curated record